CUAACUUUCUUGCGGGAAAACGUUUGAUGCGGAGACCGUUAGGUAAACCAUAGAAACCAAACUUGUUGUUAUGGACGCCCUCAUAUUUACACCAUGUUGUGUGCAUCAGCUGAAACAUUUAACAACGGUUAUCUAAGUGAUCCUGUCUAGAUCGUUCUUUUUUUAUGGAUGAGAUAUAAAAAUGUCAGGAAAAGGUCGAAAGGAGACAAGAUUUUCUUUAAAACGAAAAAGGAGGUACGUCCAUUAAGACGAAGAAUUAAAGAAAACACUCAGUAGCCAUGGGAAAGCACCACAUAAUGCUGUCUUACCAGUGGAACAAACAGGAUCUGGUGGAAAAAGUGUAUCACGGCCUACGUGAACACGGGAUAGAUGCUUGGAUGGAUACUCACGGUGGAGUCACGGGGAACAUUAAUGACAGCAUGGCCAAGGGAGUGGAUGGAGCGGCCGUCGUCUGCUGUUUCAUGUCAGCGGAUUAUUUCGGCUCAAAGAACUGCAAAAAGGAAUUGAAUUACGCAGACGCUCAAUCAAGAGCCAUUGUCCCUGUGAUGUGCGAGAAAGGGUUUAAAGCGACAGGCUGGUUAGGUGUUAUCACUGCUGGGCUUCUGUGGGUCGACUUUAGGGAGGGAACUGUAUUCAAGAAUUCACUCGAGUCCCUAGUUAAGGAGAUAAUUAAUUCCCUGGAGUCUGUGCCCGUAGAUGAUAUCAAGCUGAAUCCCUCGGAGAAGCCAAAAGCACCUGUCGCGAAUGCUCCAAAAAUCGAGAUAAAAAAGAAACCUGGACGAGCCUUCCAACACAAACUCACUGGAAAAUUCUUGGCGGAGUCAGGCCAGGUGAAGUUUCACCCAGCAAGUGGCAACCGCAGCACUUUGGUUAUGAGAGACCGAGCUGAGGAUACAAGCUACUGGGUCGAGGAAAAGCAGCCCAAGUCAGAGAUUCAUUUCUUCAAAAAUUACGCUACCAAUGGAUAUCUAGGAUAUGACCCCAACGGCGAUUACAUCUACACCAAGGGUCAGCAUUAUGGAGCAGAGGAAUGGGUUCUAAAGGCUGAUGACAAAUCCACAGACGGCCUCCGGGCGGUCGUGCUGUUUGCAAAUUAUGGCAAGAAGUACUUGGCAAUCAGGAAUGGGAAGCUCACUGGAGUAGCACAGUAUUCUCAAGACUGUGUUUGGAUUUUGGAUUAAGAUAAGUUGACGCAUCAGUCGACUCGGUCAGCGCUGUUACAAAUAAUCAAUGUGUACGUAGUGACAGUCGAAAGUUGCUAAUUGAGAGCCCAGAUGCAAAUUAAAGGAGUUGUUUACAACAAAUGUUAAA
Pocillopora damicornis (cauliflower coral) is the source of this 1311-nucleotide messenger RNA. RefSeq lists its product as uncharacterized. Gene Ontology annotation, biological process: signal transduction. NCBI's taxonomy places the organism in Eukaryota, Metazoa, Cnidaria, Anthozoa, Scleractinia, Pocilloporidae. The record is from RefSeq and is a predicted model, not a curated record.